CUCCAGAUCAUUCUUAUAAAAAUCUUGCUCUCCAAGACAUUCUUGCUCCGUGAUCGUUUGGAAUUCCACUGAUUGAUGCAACAACUGAUUCAUCUUUUUGAGUGAAUGAUCAUGGCUGGCUCGGAAAAUGCUGAUGUGAUGAAAAUGGACUCUUCUGGUCAGAGUCAAGACAAAAGCAAUGUCUUAGAAGCUGAUACGAAGCCGCCAUGUUCUGAUGAUCAGAAGAGCCCUGAAUCCAAUUCCUCUGUUGAGAUAUCAAACCCAACAAAGGACCAGAACAGUGAAGGGACUCUCAAGAGUGAGAUAAGUCAUUUGGAUGUUAAGUUUUCUAAGUUGAAUCCGAUGGCUAAGGAAUAUGUUCCACAUUCACUUGCUCAAGCCCACUCUGGGUUUGUGAGUAAUAUGGUAUGGCGUAACAAUAACAUCGCAAUGAUGCAAACUAUUCCUGCUGUGGAGAAUGGCCAUUUUGAUACAAGGAGAGGGAACUUUGGCCAAGGGCAAGGAUGGACGAACAGAAAAACAAGCUUGGCUCAGAAUACAGAUGUAAUCAGGAGAACUGUAUAUGUCUCAGACAUUGAUCAACAGGCUACUGAGGAGCAACUUGCCCGUCUCUUCCUUUCUUUUGGUCAGAUUGUUGAUUGUCGUAUCUGCGGUGACAGUAACUCUAUUCUUCGUUUUGCCUUCAUUGAAUUCACUGAUGAAGAGGGAGCUAGGUCUGCUUUAACAAUAUCGGGUACUCUGUUUGGUUCUCAUCCUAUUAAGGUUCUUCCCUCCAAAACAGCUAUUGCACCUGUUAACCCGACUUUCCUCCCAAGGUCUGAGGAAGAGCGCGAGAAAUGUGUGAAGACUGUUUACUGUACUAAUAUUGACAAGGAGGUCACACAAAGGGAACUGAAAGAUUUCUUUAGAACAGCCUGUGGGGAGAUUCAACAUUUGAGGCUUCUUGGAGACUAUCAUCACCAAACCCGCAUUGCUUUUAUUGAAUUUACCCUGGCGGAAAGUGCACUCUCUGCUCUUAAUUGCACCGGUGUUGUCUUGGGCGGGCUCCGUGUAAGGGUAAGCCCGUCAAAGACGCCAGUAAGGCCACACCCCAAUGAUUUAAACUAGAGUAUAAUCACAGCCCGAUCACAGAGAUCAGGUCAAGAAGAGAAAGAGAGAACAAAACUCAUUUUAAGAUAAUACUUAAGUCGUUUUCUGUUCGUAUAAACAUCCUCUUGUUUCUUUAAUUGGCAGGUCUUUUUAGA
This is a messenger RNA of Brassica oleracea var. oleracea, 1244 nucleotides long. RefSeq names its product polyadenylate-binding protein-interacting protein 13-like. The record is from RefSeq and is a predicted model, not a curated record. NCBI's taxonomy places the organism in Eukaryota, Viridiplantae, Streptophyta, Magnoliopsida, Brassicales, Brassicaceae. The coding region runs from base 106 to 1107 and encodes 333 amino acids. Gene Ontology annotation, molecular function: RNA binding. The transcript is spliced from 11 exons.